AAUAAAUUCUCUAUGUGGAGUAGAGGUAGUUAUGGUGGUGCUCAACCAUCAACAGAUGAUAGACCAGCUCCUGCAACUAAUCGAUUUUCAUUACUGACAAGAUCAAGCAAUGAAGGAGAUAGAAGAGUAACUCUAGGAACAUCUAGGCCAAUGACUGGUGGUCGAUCUCAGAAUUCAAGUAGAGAUAGCAGUUGGAAUCGUGAUGACCAUCGACCUUAUGGACCUAGAGGCUCAAGAGAGGGAGAGAAUGUUAUGACCCGUAGUGAUAUAUCAUUGCGUCCUAACUCAGAUUCCCUAUUACCCCCAACCACAGUAUCACCAGUCCCUGGUGCUGAUGAUCAGUCUGUCAAGAAAAUGAAACCUCUGUCACGUGAAGAAAUGGAAAAUAAAGCAAAAAUCAUUUUGGAAGAGUUCCUAAGUGUUAAGGAUAUUGAAAAAGCAAAAUCAUGCUUGCAAGAAUUGGUGGGACAAACAUACCUUGAAGUGUUGGUUAGUUUUUGUAUAAUUGAUGUUCUUAAAAAGUCAACCAUAGAGCGUGAUUUAACAGGCCAGUUUUUCCAUGAAAUAGUUAAAAAUAACCUCAUACCCUGUGUUACAUAUUUCAAAGGCUUGUCUGAAAUUUUGCAAUUAGCUGAAGACAUGGUGAUAGAUAUUCCAAUGAUUUGGACUUAUUUGGCUCAGUUAAUAGCUCCCGUUCUAAUUGGUGGUUCAGUGCCUUGGUCUGACCUGAUACAAGUACUUCAAACUAGCCUUGAAAAAAGUUGCUGUUUAAAACUUUUAACAGAAAUUUUAUUACAUGCCAAAAAUAUUACGAGCAAAGCUUUCGUUGCCCGAAUGUGGCAGAGCAGCCAUCUUAAAUGGUCUCUUAUUAUAGGUCAUUCAAAUGUAACGAAAUUCCUUGCAGAAAAUAACCUGAACUUUACCAUAGCCCCAUGCUAGAGACAAGAUGUAUACGUAAAAUUGUGGUUUGAUGGAAGUUUUAAAUUACAAACAUAAGUGAAUGCACACCGUCACCAAUAGGGCUUUAAUGGGUGUCAGGGGGUUUGAACCCCUCCAUGGCUGUUAUUUUCGUUUAAUGGUGAUUUCUGAUAUGCAGGAGUAUUGCUGUAUUAUUGCCACUGAUUUUUAUUAUUUUCAACUUAAUUAGCCAAUGUUUUAAUUUGUUGUGCUUUUAUUUUUAAUUAUAUUUAGUAUGAGGGUUGAUUUUUUUGUGUAUUAUUUUGGAUAUUGUUUUUUAUUUUAUUGGGAGACAGCUUUGGUAUUGGUAUUUUUUCG
This is a messenger RNA of Physella acuta, 1275 nucleotides long. RefSeq names its product eukaryotic translation initiation factor 4 gamma 1-like. The record is from RefSeq and is a predicted model, not a curated record. Gene Ontology annotation, molecular function: mRNA binding; translation initiation factor activity. Gene Ontology annotation, cellular component: eukaryotic translation initiation factor 4F complex. Lineage: Eukaryota; Metazoa; Mollusca; Gastropoda; Physidae.